GUGUGGCCGGCUACCAUCCUCCCGCGAAUCUGUAAGCUCCGUGCGCAGGCGCUGGUCCUGCCCGCGGCCGCCCGGGCGCUGCCCUGGUGCUGCACGUCCAGCCCCGUGAAGAUCAGGAGGGUCACUGUGUCGGGUUAAGUCUUACAUGGCAGCUUCUCGAACGUGAACAUGCACCCAUCCAUCCAGGCCGCAGUUAAAGUGCAGAUUCCGACCCGGAGGCCUGGGUGGGGGUCUUCGUUCCUGCAUUUCUAACAAAUCUAACGAGUUUUCCGGAGGCAGUGGAAGAGAGGUGAGGGUAGUGACCAGGCGAAGCGGGUCCGGAGUCCCUGCAGUUGUCAGGUAGCGAAGAGGGAGGAGUGAAGGUAUAAAAGGCGAGCUUCUAGCCCUGGCCGGUUGGUUGGAGCAUCGUCCCCAUACACCAAGGUUGCAGGUUUGGUCCCGUCAGGGCACGUACAAGAACCAACCAAUGAUGCAUAAAUUAAGUGGAACAACAAAUCGGUGUUUCUCUCUCUCUAAUCAAUAAAUAAUAAGUGAAAUAAAGCCCUGGCUGGUGGCUCAGUAGAUAAGAGGUUCGGCCUAUGCACCAGAGGGUCUCGGGUUCAAUUCCCAGUCAAGGGCAUGGACCUGGGUUGCAGGUUCCAUCCCCGGCCUGGUUGGAGCCCCAUGCAGGAGGCAACCAUCGAUAUUUCUCUCUCACAUCAAUGUUUUUCCUCUCCCCCUCUCCCUUGGGUGAGGAUUAACAAAAACAGUAAGUAAAAUAAAAGGCACUCCUACCACCUAGUAGAGCACCUCACAGAACAGGGGCUCAGAAAGCGCACAGUGGGAGUGCAAGGGUCAGCGUGUCCGGAGCCUGUGGCUGUCCCGUGGUGCUUGGCGAGAGGUGAGGUUGGAGCGAAAGUGACAGGAGGGAGAACUUCAGGUCAGUCUGUUCACCAGUGCGCCCCUGGAGCUGGUCCAGUGCCAGCCUGUCACAGGCUCUGCAGAGCAGUCCUUGUGUUCGGGCAGUCCUUGGGCGGGACUCACCUGGACCUUGGGGAGGACACAGGCUGAGCAGUUGAGAACUGGGUUUGAGAAUGUAAACUCCACGAGGGCAGAGGUGUUUUCUCUUUCGUUUAUUCCUCUCUCCCUGGUGCCUGGCAGGUGCCUGGAACAGCUUCAGUAAGUGCUUGUUAAACACGUGACUGAGCGCAUGAAGGUGCCUCGGGAGGCGGUGGUGGAGAAGCCAGCCCGGGCAGCCGAGCGCGAGGCCCGAGCCCUGCUGGAGAAGAACCGGUCGUAUACGUUGCUGGAAGACAGCGAGGGGAGCAGUGAGGAGAGUGUGGGGAGGGCUGGGAGCCGUCUCCAGAAGAAGCGUAAAAGGCGGAAACACCUGAGGAAGAAACGCCAGGAGGAGGAGGAAGAGGAAGAAGAAGAGGAUUCUGCGAGGGGGAAGAAGACAGGGGGGAGCCGACAGCAGACGGAAAAGCCGGAGUCGGAGGAUGAGUGGGAGCGGACGGAGCGAGAGCGCCUCCAGGACCUGGAGGAGCGCGACGCCUUCGCGGAGCGGGUUCGGCGGCGGGACAAGGAUCGGACUCGCAAUGUCCUGGAGCGGUCGGACAAGAAGGCUUAUGAAGAGGCACAGAAGCGCCUCAAGAUGGCGGAGGAAGACCGGAAGGCCAUGGUCCCUGAGCUGCGGAAGAAGUCGCGCCGAGAGUACCUGGCCAAGCGAGAGCGAGAGAAGCUGGAGGACCUGGAGGCCGAGCUGGCGGAUGAGGAGUUCCUUUUUGGGGACGUGGAGCUGAGCCAGCAUGAGCGGCGAGAGCUCAAAUACAAGCGGCGAGUGCGGGAUCUGGCCCGGGAGUACCGGGCAGCCGGUGAGCAGGAGAAGCUGGAGGCCACCAAUCGCUACCACAUGCCCGAGGAGACCCGAGGACAGCCAGCGCGAGCUGUGGAUCUGGUGGAGGAGGAGUCCGGUGCCCCCGGGGAGGAGCAGCGGCGCUGGGAGGAGGCCCGGCUGGGGGCCGCCGCCCUGAAAUUUGGGGCCCGAGAUGCUGCCUCCCAGGAGCCCAAGUACCAGCUGGUACUGGAGGAAGAGGAGACCAUCGAGUUUGUCCGGGCCACUCAGCUGCAGGGCGAUGAGGAGCCGGCAGCUCCGCCCUCUCCCACCCAGGCCCAGCAGCAGGAGUGCAUCCAGGCCGUGCGCCGCAGCCUCCCCGUGUUCCCUUUCCGCGAGGAGCUCCUGGCUGCCAUUGCGAGUCACCAGGUCCUCAUCAUCGAGGGCGAGACAGGCUCGGGGAAGACCACCCAGAUCCCGCAGUAUCUCUUUGAGGAGGGUUAUACAAAGAAGGGUCUGAAGAUCGCCUGCACCCAGCCCAGGAGAGUGGCCGCCAUGAGUGUGGCCGCCCGAGUCGCUCGGGAGAUGGGCGUGAAGCUGGGGAAUGAGGUGGGCUACAGCAUCCGCUUUGAGGACUGCACGUCGGAGCGGACAGUCCUGCGCUACAUGACUGACGGCAUGCUGCUCCGCGAGUUCCUCUCGGAGCCCGACUUGGCGAGCUACAGCGUGGUGAUGGUGGAUGAGGCUCACGAGCGGACCUUGCACACGGACAUUCUCUUUGGACUGAUCAAAGAUGUGGCUCGCUUCCGACCCGAGCUCAAGGUCCUGGUGGCUUCGGCCACACUGGACACUGCCCGCUUUUCCACCUUCUUUGAUGACGCCCCCGUCUUCCGGAUCCCUGGACGCCGGUUUCCAGUUGACAUCUUCUAUACCAAGGCUCCGGAGGCCGACUACCUGGAAGCCUGUGUCGUGUCUGUGCUGCAGAUCCAUGUGACGCAGCCCCCCGGGGACGUCCUGGUGUUCCUGACGGGACAGGAGGAGAUCGAGGCUGCCUGCGAGAUGCUCCAGGACCGCUGCCGUCGCCUGGGCUCCAAGAUCCGGGAGCUGCUGGUGCUGCCCAUCUACGCCAACCUGCCCUCCGACAUGCAGGCCCGCAUCUUCCAGCCCACGCCCCCCGGGGCACGCAAGGUGGUUGUGGCAACCAACAUCGCCGAGACUUCACUCACCAUCGAGGGCAUCAUUUACGUGCUGGAUCCAGGGUUCUGUAAGCAGAAGAGCUACAACCCUCGCACGGGCAUGGAGUCACUCACGGUCACACCCUGCAGCAAGGCCUCAGCCAAUCAGCGAGCGGGCCGGGCUGGCCGGGUGGCGGCUGGGAAGUGCUUCCGCCUGUACACCGCCUGGGCCUAUCAGCACGAGCUGGAGGAAACCACGGUGCCCGAGAUCCAGAGGACCAGCCUGGGCAACGUGGUGUUGUUGCUCAAGAGCCUAGGGAUCCAUGACCUCAUGCACUUUGACUUCCUGGACCCUCCCCCAUAUGAGACCCUGCUGCUGGCGUUGGAGCAGCUGUAUGCUCUGGGAGCCCUCAACCACCUUGGGGAGCUCACCACGUCUGGUAGGAAGAUGGCAGAGCUGCCAGUGGACCCCAUGCUAUCUAAAAUGAUCCUGGCUUCUGAGAAGUACAGCUGCUCAGAGGAGAUCCUGACAGUGGCUGCCAUGCUGUCCGUCAACAACUCCAUCUUCUACCGGCCCAAGGACAAAGUCGUGCAUGCGGACAACGCCCGCGUCAACUUCUUCCUCCCUGGGGGGGACCACCUGGUUCUGCUAAACGUGUACACGCAGUGGGCUGAGAGUGGUUACUCUUCCCAGUGGUGCUAUGAGAACUUUGUCCAGUUCAGAUCGAUGCGCCGAGCCCGGGAUGUGCGAGAGCAGCUGGAGGGGCUCUUGGAGCGGGUGGAAGUUGGCCUCAGUUCCUGCCAGGGGGACUAUAUCCGUGUCCGCAAGGCCGUCACUGCCGGUUACUUUUACCACACAGCACGGCUGACUCGCAGCGGCUACCGCACAGUGAAACAGCAGCAGACAGUGUUCAUUCACCCCAACUCCUCCCUCUUUGAGGAACAGCCCCGCUGGCUGCUCUACCAUGAACUGGUUUUGACCACCAAGGAGUUCAUGCGACAGGUAUUGGAGAUUGAGAGCAGCUGGCUUCUGGAGGUGGCACCUCACUAUUAUAAAGCCAAGGAGCUAGAAGAUCCCCAUGCCAAGAAAAUGCCCAAAAAAACAGGCAAGACACGUGAAGAGCUAGGGUAAAGAAAGAAAACGUAAACAACACGACAUCAGCCCCAUCUUCUCCACGUUAUUUAUAUCCAUUAAUAAAGUAGUUUUGGAAUAAA
Molecule: messenger RNA, 4203 nt
Organism: Myotis myotis
Lineage: Eukaryota; Metazoa; Chordata; Mammalia; Chiroptera; Vespertilionidae
Gene: DHX16
Product: DEAH-box helicase 16
Exons: 20
Coding region: 1190-4120 (976 amino acids)
Cellular component (GO): intracellular anatomical structure; catalytic step 2 spliceosome
Molecular function (GO): RNA binding; ATP binding
Source: RefSeq, a predicted model, not a curated record